GUUGUGUACUUUUGAGCAUCGAAUUGACCAACCACAGACUGGCUUAACAAUGGGCUAUUAUUCGUAUUACUCUCUUGGUUUCCCUUCGUUCGUCGUGGUCGUUGUUGCUUUAUAUCUCUUGUUCACCAAUUCAGGGGAAGCCUUCAACGUUGGACGGUUCCUCGAAGAAACAAGUCCUUUCGUGUGGGGUGCACUUGGAAUCGGCCUCUGCAUAGGUCUGAGCGUUUUGGGAGCUGCAUGGGGCAUCUUUCUGACUGGGCCGUCGAUACUGGGCGGGGGCGUAAGGGCACCGAGGAUCAGCACAAAGAACCUGAUCAGUAUUAUCUUCUGCGAGGUCGUCGCAAUUUAUGGUGUGAUUAUGGGCAUUGUUUACUCCGCUAAGUUGCAGAGCGUCCCCGAAGCUCAGCUAUACACUCGCAACAACUUUUAUACCGGCUACGCGCUAUUCUUUGGUGGCCUCACAGUUGGUCUGUGCAACCUUUUCUGCGGCCUCUGCGUUGGUAUUGCUGGUAGUUCAGCGGCUCUCGCUGAUGCCGCCGAUCCCGGGCUUUUCGUCAAGGUCCUUGUGAUAGAGGUCUUUGGCAGCGUGUUAGGUUUGUUUGGACUCAUCGUGGGCUUACUGAUGAUCGGAAACGCAAACGAGUUUGCUGCAGGUGCUCCAGCUUCUUCACCCCUUGCGCGAGCCCUCGCAUCCCCAUACGUGCAUUAACAGUUCGUUGAGUACUUAGCACAUGGAUAGAAUGACUCAAUGGAUUUCUCACGCUCUCCUACGUUCA
Molecule: messenger RNA, 776 nt
Organism: Pisolithus orientalis
Lineage: Eukaryota; Fungi; Basidiomycota; Agaricomycetes; Boletales; Pisolithaceae
Exons: 6
Coding region: 50-709 (219 amino acids)
Biological process (GO): proton transmembrane transport
Cellular component (GO): proton-transporting V-type ATPase, V0 domain
Molecular function (GO): proton-transporting ATPase activity, rotational mechanism
Source: RefSeq, a predicted model, not a curated record